Messenger RNA from Balearica regulorum gibbericeps (East African grey crowned-crane), 2680 nucleotides. The record is from RefSeq and is a predicted model, not a curated record. NCBI's taxonomy places the organism in Eukaryota, Metazoa, Chordata, Aves, Gruiformes, Gruidae.
UCCUUGAUUUCCAGAAGGCAUCUCAAAAUGUUGUGUCGAGCUGCUCUGAGCCCUCUUGUCCGUUCCCCUGGAUGGUGCUUUGUGUUAUCGCCACAUGCCAUCGCAGCCAUUUCACGUUUAUAUCUCCCUUGCCGUAACCAAAGAUUAAGGAAUGAAUCCAUCCGUUGUUGGAGCAACAUCCCGUUUAUCACCAUGCCACUCAGCCGUGCACAUGGAAAAUCAUUUGCACACCGCAGUGAGCUGAAGCAUGCAAAGCGGAUUGUAGUGAAGCUGGGUAGUGCUGUUGUGACUCGAGGGGAUGAGUGUGGCUUGGCCCUUGGGAGGCUGGCAUCUAUUGUAGAGCAGGUGUCAAUGCUGCAAAAUCAAGGCCGAGAGAUGAUGAUUGUCACCAGUGGUGCUGUAGCUUUUGGAAAGCAGCGUUUGCGUCAUGAGAUCUUGCUUUCUCAGAGUGUGAGGCAAGCGCUUCAUUCAGGCCAGAGUCAGCUAAAAGAUAUGGCUAUUCCAGUCUUGGAGGCCCGAGCCUGUGCAGCAGCUGGCCAGAGUGGACUAAUGGCUCUGUAUGAGGCCAUGUUUACACAGUACAGCAUCUGUGCAGCUCAGAUUUUAGUCACCAACCUGGAUUUCCAUGAUGAACAGAAGCGUCGGAACUUAAAUGGAACAUUGCAUGAGCUUUUAAGAAUGAAUAUUGUCCCUAUCAUUAACACUAACGAUGCUGUUGUUCCACCUCCAGAGCCGAACAGUGAUCUGCAGGGGGUAAAUGUUAUUAGUGUGAAGGAUAAUGACAGUCUGGCAGCACGACUGGCUGUGGAAAUGAAAACCGAUCUCCUGAUUGUUCUCUCAGACGUAGAAGGACUCUUUGACAGCCCUCCAGGAUCUGAUGAUGCAAAGCUCAUUGACAUAUUCUACCCAGGAGACCAGCAGUCUGUAACAUUUGGAACCAAAUCCCGAGUGGGAAUGGGAGGCAUGGAAGCCAAGGUGAAAGCAGCUCUGUGGGCCCUCCAAGGAGGCACCUCUGUAGUGAUUGCAAAUGGAACCCACCCAAAGAUUUCGGGUCAUGUCAUCACAGAUAUUGUGGAAGGGAAAAAAGUUGGAACAUUUUUUUCAGAGGUGAAACCUGCAGGUCCUACAGUAGAGCAGCAGGGUGAAAUGGCUCGAGCUGGUGGCAGGACCCUGGCGGCUCUACAGCCUGAGCAGAGAGCGGAGAUUAUUUAUCGUCUUGCUGACUUACUAACUGACCAGAGAGAAGAAAUUCUCUUGGCAAACAAAAAGGACCUAGAAGAGGCUGAAAACAAAGGGAGAUUGGCACUUCCUUUGUUGAAACGUCUAAGUCUGUCUACAUCAAAGCUGAACAGCUUGGCUAUUGGUCUGCGUCAAAUUGCAGCAUCCUCGCAGGACAGCGUCGGCCGUGUAAUUCGGCGAACACGAAUAGCAAAAGACCUGGAUUUGGAGCAGGUGACAGUGCCUAUUGGCGUCCUUCUUGUGAUCUUUGAGUCCCGUCCUGACUGUCUUCCACAGGUGUCUGCUUUGGCCAUAGCCAGUGGAAAUGGCUUACUACUUAAAGGAGGGAAAGAAGCGGCACAUAGCAAUCAAAUCCUUCAUCAUCUGACACAGGAAGCACUCUCCAUUCAUGGAGUCAAAGAUGCGGUGCAACUAGUGAACACAAGAGAGGAAGUAGAAGAUCUCUGCCGUUUGGAUAAGCUGAUAGAUCUAAUCAUUCCACGUGGUUCAUCACAGCUAGUCAGGGAUAUCCAGAAAGCUGCUAAGGGAAUCCCAGUGAUGGGACAUAGCGAAGGGAUCUGUCAUGUGUAUGUGGACACGGAUGCCAGCGUUGAGAAGGUCACACGAAUAAUCAGAGACUCAAAGUGUGAAUAUCCUGCUGCCUGUAAUGCUCUGGAAACUCUCUUAAUUCAUCGAGACUUGCUGAGAACCCCGUUGUUUGAUCAGAUCAUAGACAUGUUGAGAGUAGAACAGGUGAAGAUUCAUGCUGGACCAAAGUUUGCAUCUUACUUGACAUUCAGCCCUUCAGAAGUGAAAUCUCUCCGCACAGAAUAUGGGGACCUGGAGUGCUGCAUUGAGGUGGUGGACAGUGUCCAAGAAGCUGUUGAACAUAUCCACAAGUAUGGAAGUUCUCACACGGAUGUUAUCAUCACAGAGAAUGAGAAAACAGCAGAGUUCUUCCUCCAGCAUGUGGACAGCGCUUGUGUUUUCUGGAAUGCCAGUACCCGAUUCUCUGAUGGCUAUAGAUUUGGACUUGGUGCUGAAGUGGGAAUUAGUACUUCUCGUAUCCAUGCACGUGGACCAGUGGGAAUUGAAGGACUCUUAACUACAAAGUGGUUGCUGAGGGGGGACAAUCAUGUUGUUUCUGACUUCUCAGAGCAUGGGAGCAUGAAGUAUCUUCAUGAGAGCCUUCCUCUUCCUCAGAGAAAUACCAACUGAGAACAUCAGGGCCAGGGGUAAAACCCAGGGAUAUAAAUAUUUCCUGAAGAUGUUCAGGCUUCCAGGUGCUCGCUGGGAAGGAAGUUUUGUUUUUUAUCUUCCAGAACAUUGUUCUUGGUCACUGUGCAGUACAGUGAAUACAAAAUGAUCCCAUCUGUGAGAUUUUUUUUCUUCCUCUGUUUCCUUAAAUAGUAUCUGCAAACUGGACCUCACUUUUCCCAGACACAGACUUCUUCAAAACAUA